UGUUGUUAUUCGGUAUAAAUUGAACCUGAAUGCUCGAGAAAUAUAUUAGUUUCAACGAAUUCCUCAUACAGUUCAUCACCAGCGAUCUUCCGUUACUAUCGAAAAAAAUGAAAUUUUUAUUUGUUUUUGGUCUAAUAAGUGUGGCCUGUGCCGAUGUGAGUCAUUUGUCGAAAACUUACCUGCCGCCAUCAACGUAUUCGCACGGUAGCAUAUCAUCUGGUAACUAUGCAGCUCCUUCGGUCUCCUACGGUUCCAGUUUAGGUGCAGGUAAUUAUCACAGUGCAACUUACGCUGCUUCUUCUAAGGAAUAUUUGCCACCAGCUCAUGAAAGUUAUGCUGCUCCGGCUGUUCAUUCAACUUACUCUAGCGGAUCCCAUGAGACUAGUUAUGCUGCACCGUCUGUUAGUUACGCUGCACCGGCUGUUAGUUACGCUUCACAUGGCGCCAGUUACGCGGCUCCUGCUGUUAGCAGCUAUUCAGGAUCAUCAGAUUCGGGAUAUUCAGAAUAUGCAGGAUCGGUCGGUGCCAGUUAUUCGGGAUCGGGUAAUUCUGGUUAUACAGAAUCGGUUGGUACUGGACAUGUAGCUUCUGGUUACUCAGGAUCUGGUGGUUAUUCAGCCGGAGGUUAUUCCGGAGGCGGUUAUUCCGGAGGCGGUUAUUCCGGAGGCGGAUACUCAGGAUCUGGCUAUUCUGGAUCUGGUUAUUCUGGAUCUGGUUAUUCUGGAUCUGGUUAUUCUGGAUCUUCAGGUUCUUCAGGUUAUGCAGUUCCACUUGUUUCUGGUCAUUCCGGUGUUUCGGAAUCCUAUAGUUCCGGUUACGGAUCGGGCUACUCAGCCCCAGCUGUUUCUAGUUACUCUUCCUCAGGUGACUACGGUCAUCAUGAGUCUGCUGGUGUAUCAGCAUAUGCUGCUCCAGCUGUCCAUACCUCAUACACUAGCCAUGCAGCACCUGUCGCCACCUAUUCGAGCUCAGUCGGAGGCGUAGAUACCCAAUACGGUUCUAAUGGCGGUUAUGUUUACCGAAAGAAAAAAUAAACACUAAGUUAAUCUCUUUCUACACAAUAUAUUGUAAGUGAAUAAAAUGGUAUAUAAUAUAUGCCGAAAAUUAAA
Molecule: messenger RNA, 1109 nt
Organism: Glossina fuscipes
Lineage: Eukaryota; Metazoa; Arthropoda; Insecta; Diptera; Glossinidae
Product: probable peroxisomal membrane protein PEX13
Exons: 2
Coding region: 30-1034 (334 amino acids)
Source: RefSeq, a predicted model, not a curated record